AUGAAGAGUGCGUAGCAUUCAGAAGGCAUAAUUGAUGCUAUCUAUUAUUUGUAGAAAUGUCAAUUGAUUAUGAAACACUUCAAUACAUAAAAUCCAGAUGUUAUUGAGUGGUUACUUCAAUUAGAUGAAACCCAGAAGUAAUUUGAAUAAAAUUAAUGUCAUCAUCCCUUAGUGGAGCAGAGUGCGCAAUUUAUAAAUCAUAAAAUUAUCCAUCCUUUUCUCCUACUUUUGGAAAAAGUCUUGUAAUUUAAAAAUUUUGAAUAUGAACUACAAAAACACAAAUUGGAGAUUGAUUAUGUAAUAAGAAGACUUUAAAUAAUAAGAGAAUUUUUACCGAAUAUCCCAAAGGUUCCAUUGGAUGAUAUCUAUUGCUUAAGUAGCACCCAUCAAGAAUGGGCUCAUUUAGCUAAGUAUAUUCAGUUUAUUGAUCUUGAUGAUCCAGAGAUCUUAGAUUUGCAAUUUGAAAAGUUUAACGAUUACAUCUCAGUGGGCUGUGCAUAUGCAAAAUUAGGAAAUAUGAUUAAGCUACCUGUUUUGAGUAUGAUCUUUUAAAAUUUGGGAGGAGCCUACCUCAUAACAAAUAUAGAGAAAGCAAAACAAAUUAAACUAAAAGAAAUGACAAAUCCUUCUGUUAAAUUCAUUUAAAAUUUAUGGAGCAUCUAAGACAAGGCUCCAGUAUUAAAGAAUUUUAUGAAAUAUUCAAUGACUAAGUUACAAUCUCAUUACAAAAUAUAUGUUCCUUAUUUAUUCAAACCUACAUUUACUUUGGAAAGAAUAAAUCAAGAGAUAGAGAGUGGAACAUUAUUCCAGCAAGAAGAAUUUCAAGGGUUUGACUUUAUAGAAGAUCAUUUAUAUGAAAAAUUGACAUAAUCUCUCUUUCGAAAGGAUAGAUAAAAUAAAAUAAAAGUGAGAGUCUUAUCAGCAAGCAAAGAAGUUUUUAGAUCAAAAAUUGAUGAAGAGCAUUUAGUAAAAUAAAUAGCCAACAUAAGCAAAGACCAUAAUAACAUUUUUGAAGGAACAUCUCCAGGAUUAGAUGGUAAAAUUACAAAAGUGAUCUUACAAAUUCAUGGAGGAGGAUGGGUUGGGAUGUCCUCUUUUAGUCAUUAAACGUAUACCAGAAAGUGGGCUAACCAUGUUGGGGAAGAUUGUGUAGUAUUUAGUAUUGAUUAUCGACUUGCUCCCAAAUACCCCUAUCCACACGCUCUUGAGGAUGUGUGGUAGUUAUAUCUUUGGAUUGUAAGAAUUCUUCACAAAUUUUACAUGAAUAUCAAUUUGAAGUAAUUAGUUCUUGCAGGGGAUUCUGCAGGUGGUAACAUGGCCCUUGGUAUUUGUUUUCGUGCCAUUAAAAUGGGAAUCAGAAUACCUGAUGGGUUAUUUUUACCUUAUCCCGUUGUAAAUCUAAACUUCAAAGUCUUCAAUCCGUAUUUACUAAAUGGAUUGAUAGAUCAAAUAGCUCCUACAACAAUUUUGGUUGUAGUAUUGAGGGAAUAUUUAAAUAGUGGAAAAGAACAUCCAGAAACUGACCCGUAUCUUAGUCCUAUAAUUGCUGAUGAUUCUUUCUUGGCGAAGUUGCCUAAGAUACGCAUAAUCUGUGGGGCCAACGAUAGUUUAACAGGAGAUACAAUACGAUUUGUUAACAAGAUGAGAAAGUUGCAUCAUGAUAUUAAAUUGGAUAUUUUUAAUUGUUUAUCACAUGGAUUUAUGAAUUUUGAGGUUCCAAUUGUUGGAGUAACUCAUAUAGGUUCAGUGAUUAAUUUAAGUUGUAAACUGGUUUAAGAAUUAUUUAAAUCAAGUGAAGUAUUAUGA
Messenger RNA from Paramecium tetraurelia, 1806 nucleotides. RefSeq lists its product as uncharacterized. Gene Ontology annotation, cellular component: cytosol. Gene Ontology annotation, biological process: triglyceride catabolic process. Gene Ontology annotation, molecular function: triacylglycerol lipase activity; sterol ester esterase activity. Lineage: Eukaryota; Ciliophora; Oligohymenophorea; Peniculida; Parameciidae. The record is from RefSeq and is a predicted model, not a curated record. The transcript has 5 exons.